AUGGAGCUUAAGGCUGUGUUCUUUAUUCCAUGUGAGAUGGGCUUUUACAUGCAAAAGCACUUUUCUGUCAAAAGUAAUAAAGAACACACUUUUAUCUCUUGCAAAUUUUUAACAUAUUUGAAAUACUUUUGGGCAGAUGAAAAAGCAGAUUUUUUUACCUUUUCAGCCAAAAGUACUUUUGGCUGGUCUUUUAUUUUUUUAGCCACGCAACACACAACAACGUUUUUCAUUGCUGGUUCUUUGUUCCUGCCAUUUCUUUGUUCCUCUUCUUCACUGAAGAAGUAUUUCUUUGUUCCUCUUCUCCACCACCGAGAAAAGCAAAGUGGAGGAGGAAAGAUGUUAGCAAUAGCAAGGCAAAGGGUGUUAGGGCAAUCAUUUAAGAAGAUUCUGCCUGCAGUGUCUGUCUUGAGAAGUUACUCAUCUGCUGCAAAACAGGUACCGAUUGCUAAGUCGACCAUAUGCUUUUAAUUGCAUACUAAGAUUGAGGACAUCGACUGAAUUCAAGCCUGGCCAUUCUGUAAGUUUUCCUCUUUCUACUUUCAAAUUUUCUUACUGGGAAAUAUCAUCUAAUAAUUUUUGAUUUCUCACUUCUUUCAAUCCCACCUUUUGCAGUAUGGUCACUUUUUCCCAGAUCCACAAUAUGAAAAUGUUCAGCACAUCAUUUGUUGUGAUUUUUUUGCAACAUAUGCUUAUGAUUUUGAUUUCGCUAAUAAUGUUGGAUUUUACAGAUAUUAAUUACUCGUUACAAUUUCAUUCUUUGGCUGCCACAGUCAAUAUUACUAGUAUUUUUUAUUGUUGAAUCUAAUGGACAUACAUUCUGGACUAUUUUGCUCUAGAAUGCAGGGACUUCAUCUGGCAUAGAAUCUUAUAGCUUAGUGUUCUACUUUCUUUGAGUUCUCUUGAUUCAAUAAAAUAUAUUCAUUAUGCUCAGAUUAUACAAUGUUAUUAUGAUUAUAUAUAUAUAUUUUCUCAUUGUAUUAGUUUCUUGCCUGCAUCAGAUGGUCCCACCUAAAUGCUUGAAACAUGCUCCCUUUAAGUGUUUUGUGGUUGUGCUACCUUUUUUUGUUGAUAGCAAUUUGUGGAGCAUUACUGUUAUAUUAUUUAAAUAUUUUAAUCUCCUUUUUCCUUUACAGACAUUCUUCUGAACUACCUAUAGUGCAGAUUGCAUUUCAGUACAUUGUUGUUGUGCCCCCUGAGGAACUCUCGAGUUUAGGAUUGGUGUCUCCUAGUAGGACUUAACAAAAAGUUCGUUAUACAUGGAUCAUUGUACUUAUUCCCUUGUUCAUUACCAAAUUCCAGUACUCCCCAAACCAAAUGGUUGGAGUUCGUAUUAGAGUUUAAGUUGUAAAACAUAGAUAGAUGUAGUUAUUGAGAAACCAUUUUUUUGUUUAGAACAUCAAAUACAUAUGUAAAUUUUGUCAAUAUAUGAAUAUUAUAUUUGGAUGUGAAAUAUAAUUCUUAAGUUAUUUAUUA
Molecule: messenger RNA, 1473 nt
Organism: Gossypium raimondii (Peruvian cotton)
Lineage: Eukaryota; Viridiplantae; Streptophyta; Magnoliopsida; Malvales; Malvaceae
Exons: 4
Coding region: 1-468 (155 amino acids)
Source: RefSeq, a predicted model, not a curated record